This is a messenger RNA of Helianthus annuus (common sunflower), 3009 nucleotides long. RefSeq lists its product as uncharacterized. The record is from RefSeq and is a predicted model, not a curated record. Gene Ontology annotation, molecular function: nucleic acid binding; RNA-DNA hybrid ribonuclease activity. Gene Ontology annotation, biological process: DNA integration. Lineage: Eukaryota; Viridiplantae; Streptophyta; Magnoliopsida; Asterales; Asteraceae. Bases 1 to 3009 code for a protein of 1002 amino acids. The transcript is spliced from 2 exons.
AUGGUUGGUGUUCCACGGCACAUUGCAGAGCACCGUCUGAACGUCUCAGAAGACGCAAAGCCAGUGGUGCACGCCAAACGCCACCUGGGUGACAUAAAGCACGACGCCAUGAAAGAGCAAGUACUAGAACUACUAAAUGUAGGCAUCAUCAGAGAAGUCAGAUACCAAACUUGGGUAGCAAGCCCAGUGAUGGUAAAGAAACCAAACGGCAGCUGGAGAAUGUGCGUCGACUACAAAGACUUAAACAAGGCAUGCCCGCGCGACUGCUACGCCUUACCAGACAUAGACGAGAAGAUCGAUUCUUUGGCAACAUUCAGGUGGAAAUGCUUUCUUGAUUACUACAAGGGGUAUCACCAAGUUCAAAUGGCCGUCCAAGACGAAGAUAAGACGGCAUUCCGCACGCCGACAGGGUUGUAUUGUUACACCAAGAUGCCUUUUGGCCUAAAGAAUGCGGGUGCGACGUACCAAAGAUUGAUGAACGAAACAUUCAGUGAUGCUAUCGGCAAGUACAUAGAAGUGUACAUGGAUGAUCUGGUGAUUAUGAGCAGGGAAGAGAGCAUGAUGCUGGCAAAUAUCCAGAAAACUUUCAACACGCUACGCAGCGUGAGUAUCAAGCUAAACCCAGCGAAAUGCUCAUUUGGUAUGGAGGAAGGAAAGUUCUUAGGCUUCAUCGUCACAAAAGAUGGCUUUAAGGUGAAUCCGGAAAAGGUCCAAGCUAUAGAGAGGAUGCCCUCACCAUCAAACAUCAAAGACAUGCAAAAGUUAGCAGGACGACUAGCCGCGCUCAAUCGUUUCCUAGCUAAUCAUGCUGCAAAAUCCUUUCCGUUCAUCAAAACCUUGCGCAAUUGUAUGAAGAAAAGUCAAUUCCAAUGGACUCCGGAAGCAGAGAACGCGUUCCGCGAGAUGAAAGAUUGCCUCAUCAAACUGCCAACCCUAACUACACCAAACAAGGGAGAACCUUUGGUACUUUACCUUUCAGCUUCCGAUAGGGCAGUCGGAGCUGUGCUGCUUGUCGAUCGUCAAGGUGUCCAAACACCAGUUUACUACGUGUCGAGAACCUUGACCGAUCCAGAAACCCGAUAUGCAAUCAUGGAGAAGCUAGUCCUUGCACUAAUUCAUGCUUCAAGGCGGCUGCGCAGAUACUUUGCCAAUCACGUCAUCCACGUGCUAACGAACUACAACAUCGGCAACAUCCUUGCAAGGCCAGAAGUAUCAGGAAGGCUAGCCAAAUGGGCAAUAGAACUGGGAGGUCACAACGUGGUUUUCAGACCACGACCAUCGAUCAAAGGCCAAGUCUUGGCAGAUUUUAUGACAGAAGUUCCAGAUGACAAAGAAAGAGAGUGCAAAGCCAUGGAAAAGGCUGAGAAAAAGCAAACAGAAGAGCCAUGGUUGUUAUAUACCGAUGGAGCAUCUAACGAAGAUGGAGCAGGCGCAGGGCUAAGGCUGGUAAGCCCCGAUAAACAUGAGUUCACGUACGCCAUACGCCUGGAUUUUAAAAGCACAAACAACGAAGCAGAGUACGAAGCUUUCCUGGCUGGCUUACGAUUGGCAAUCAAAAUGGGGGUCCGACACAUCGAAGCGCAUGUGGACUCCAUGCUGGUAGCAGGGCAAAUAAACGGCCAAUACGAAGCCAAGGGGGAUGUCAUGGCACUCUACCUCAGCCAAGCAAAAACUUUGCUACAAACCUUCUACUCUUACAAAGUGCACCAUAUAAACAGAAGCGAGAACAAGCCGGCAGACGCGUUAAGCAAGCUCGCGUCAACAAGCUUCCAGCACCUAGCAAAAGACGCGCGCAUAGAGGUUUUGAGCAACCCAUCCGUCCCACUCAGAGAAGUAAGUGUCAUCAAGACAGGAACAACGUCCUGGAUGACACCGAUAAUCAUGUACUUGCAGUCAGGGAUACUUCCCGAAAACAAAGCCGAGGCGCGAAAAAUCCAAUACAAAUCAGAACAUUAUCAGAUGGCAGACGGGAUACUGUACCGAAAGUCGUAUCUCGGCCCGCUGCUGAGAUGUGUUGACGCCGACGACGCAAAUUACCUAAUCCGGGAAGUGCAUGAAGGAAUUUGUGGUAUUCAUACCGGGCCUCGAAUGGUGGUGGCAAAAGUGAUGAAUGUCGGAUACUACUGGCCUGGAAUGCAUCUCGAUGCUGUGAAAGAGUUAAGGAAGUGCAGUGGCUGCCAGAGACAUGCACCCAAGACCAUGCGCCCCAAAAAUGAACUCGUACCAGUCACAACCGCAUGGCCUUUUCAACAAUGGGAGGCGAAAGCACUCGCAUCAACCACCUUGGCAGUCGUCAAGAGAUUCAUAUGGGAGAAAAUCAUAUGCCGCUUUGGCCUACCUCUCCGAAUCAUCACUGAUAACGGAACUAACUUCGCAGCAGACGACCUCGAACGAUGGUUCAAAGAAUUACACAUCGAACAUACCCUCUCUUCGGUUGCGCACCCACAAGGGAAUGGUCAAGUAGAGGCAGUCAACAAAAGCAUCGUCGAUAGCAUAAAGGCAAGGCUUGGCGAGAAACGAAGAGGCUGGGUCGAUGAACUACCCAGCAUACUGUGGGCCCAUAGAACAAUGCCAAAAACAAGCAACGGUAAAACGCCGUUCAGUUUGGUCUAUGGGUCUGAAGCUGUUAUCCCAGCAGAAAUCGGGCUGCCAUCUCCAAGGAUGCUCUCCAUGAAUUUAAUCAACAAUGAAGAAGAAAGGAGGAUCGACCUAGACCUCCUAGAAAAGCAGAGAGAGAUGGCAGCAAUCAACGAGGCCAAAUACAAAACGAAGCUGGAAAAAUAUUACAACUCCAGAGUCCGAGUCUGCACUUUUAACCCGGGCGACUAUGUCCUCAGGGACAACGAAGCUUCCAACGCAGAAAAGCCCGGGAAACUGGCUCCCAAAUGGGAAGGCCCAUACGUAAUCGAUGCAGUACUCGGCAAGGGAGCUUACAAAUUGCGCACCAUCAACAACAAAGAGGUUCCACGAACCUGGAAUGCCCAACAACUCCGAAAGUGCUACAUGUAA